Nematolebias whitei (Rio pearlfish) is the source of this 3455-nucleotide messenger RNA. It is a transcript of the gene rnf20, whose product is annotated as ring finger protein 20, E3 ubiquitin protein ligase. Gene Ontology annotation, molecular function: ubiquitin protein ligase activity; metal ion binding. The coding region runs from base 89 to 3151 and encodes 1020 amino acids. The record is from RefSeq and is a predicted model, not a curated record. Lineage: Eukaryota; Metazoa; Chordata; Actinopteri; Cyprinodontiformes; Rivulidae. Gene Ontology annotation, cellular component: HULC complex; nucleus. The transcript has 22 exons.
AUUUCCGUUUCCGUGAAGACAGAAAGCCGCAGCAUCCUUAUUACCAGAGCCAGUUAACAACUAUUAAACUUUAAAUCGGGGUCUGAGGAUGUCUGGACAGAAGCGUCCUGCUGACCCCUGCGGACCCUCGUUCUCCGGAGCCCCGCCGGAGAAGCGGAGGGAGCGGGACGGAGAGGACGGAGGGCCCGGUGUCAGCGCUGGGGCCGGCGGCAGCACCGCGGUGGAGACGGUCAUCAAACUGGGAGGAGUGUCCAACUCUGAAGAGCAAGACAUCAAAGCUCUUCAAGCUAAAAACCGAAAGCUAGGAGAAGCUCUUGAUCAAAGACAGGUGAUUGAGGACGAGCUGCGAGAGCGGAUCGAGAGACUGGAGACCCGGCAGGCAACUGAUGACGCCAGCCUGCUCAUCCUCAACAGAUACUGGAAUCAGUUUGAUGAAAACAUUCGGCUCAUCAUCAGGCGCUAUGAUCAAUCAAACAGCGAACCGGAGAAAUCUCCACCAGGUGAGGGUCGGAGCCUAAAGCCGGAAACUCCUGAACCUGAUGGAGACUCUAACCAGGAGAGGGCCAAAGACAGAGGGCAUCAAGGGGAGACCUCCAACUCUUUUCUGGCGACGCUGGCGAGCAGCACCUGUGAGGAGAUGGAGACCGAGCUCCAAGAGCGAGUGGAGUCCAGCCAGAAGCAGGCCGGUCGUGUUGUGGAGAUCUACAAGAGCCUGAAGGACACCGUGGAUCAGCUAAAGUUGGAGUUAGACUCUGGACACGAGGGGAGUCUGAAGCAGGUAACUUCCAAGCUGAAUUCCCGCCUGGCCACUGAAAACGAACUGCUCCAGCAGCUGACAGAAGACCUCAAACAGAAACACAUUCACAUGACCAGUGAGUCCCGGUCUCUGGGUCGGGCGACUAACAAAGCAGACCAGCGCGUCACUGAGCUGCAGGCCCGGAUCGAGGAGCUCCAGUGGGACAUGGAGAAGAUCCGUCGACGAGAAAACAGACUGAACGCACACUUGAGCGAGAUACUGGAGAGGGUCAACAGCAAAGGCUAUAAAGUGUGUGGAGAGGCCAGCAGUGUUUGUGGAACCAUCACUAUUAACAAGAGAAAGUUUGAGGAAAUGAACAGCGAGAUGGAGGAGAACAGGGAGCUGGCAGAUAAUCGCUUCAUUGAGCUGCAGAAACUUCAGCAGGAUCUGCAGAACGUUCAACAGGAGAACAACAACAUGAAGACGGAGCUGCUCAGCCGAGCUGAAGGUUUGGUCAAGGAGACCUCUGAGUAUCGCUGCCUGCAGUCCCAGUUUUCUGUGCUCUACAACGAGUCCCUGAUCCUCAAGGCCCAGUUAGACGAGACUCGAGCCCGCCUCAACACGACAAGGACGGCACGGCUUCGGCAGCUGGAGCACAUGGAGAACGACGAGGUGGCUCUGCAGAGGAAGGUUCGCACAGAAGUGUUUCAGCUGGAGGACACACUGGCUCAGGUCAAGAAGGAGUACGAGAUGUUGCGUAUAGAAUUUGAGCAGACUCUUGCAGCCAACGAGCAAGCAGGUCCCAUCAACCGUGAGAUGCGUCACCUGAUCAGCACGCUGCAAACCCACAACCAGCAGCUAAAAGGAGAGGUGGUGAAAUACAAGCUGAGACUACGAGAGACUCAAGCUGAGCUCAACCAGCUUCGAAUGUCAAAGGGCAGCGCCAUUCUCCAAUCACAGUCGAGCACAGAGAUGGACGUGAAGGAGGAGACGACCUCUCCGUCAACUCCAGCUGUUUCUGGAGAAUCUGUGGUGAAGACGGAGCUGGACGACGCCUCAACACCCAGUAGCAUCGGCAACGCACUAAAAACAGAGCCCGGUGUAGAAUCAGAGGCGGCUGUAAAGGAAGAGGAAAAAGAGGAGAAAAAGGACAAGGAAGACAAAAAAGACUUUAUAAAGAAAGAGGAGAAAGAAAGGGAGCGGGAGAAGGAAAAGGACAGAGAGAGGCCCCCUCGAAGCAGCGGGAGCAGCAGCAGCAUCAUAAAGGAGGAGAAGCUGGGAAGCAGCAGCCAAGCCGAGGAGUUAACCGGAGAUCGUCUGUCUGUGGUCGGAGGAUCCAAGAGGAAGGAGAUGGAGCAGCUGAAAAUCGUUCGAACAGAACUCAAGAAGGCCCAGGAGUCCCAGAGGGAGAUGAAGCUGCUGCUGGACAUGUACCGAUCAGCACCAAAGGAGCAGAGGGACAAAGUCCAGCUCAUGGCUGCAGAGAAGAAGACCAAGUCAGAGGCAGAGGAGCUGCGACAGAGGCUGCGGGAGCUGGAGGAGAGGGAGAGGAGAGAGGGCAAGAAAAUGGCCGACGAAGAAGCUCUGAGGAAGAUCCGUUCUGUGGAGGAGCAGAUCGACAUCCUCAACAAGAAGCUGUCCAUAGCCAAGCAGGAGGAGGACGCGCUGCUCAGCGAGAUGGACGUGACGGGACAGGCCUUCGAGGACAUGCAGGAACAGAACAUCCGCCUCAUGCAGCAGCUCCGGGAGAAAGACGACGCCAACUUCAAGCUGAUGAGCGAGCGAAUCAAGUCCAACCAGAUCCACAAGCUCCUAAAGGAGGAGAAGGAGGAGCUGGCCGACCAACUCCUCACGUUGAAAACUCAGGUGGAUGCGCAGCUGCAGGUUGUGAGGAAACUUGAGGAGAAGGAGCGCCUCCUGCAGGGCACCAUCAGCACUGCAGAGAGAGAGCUGACGCUUCGAACGCAAGCUUUAGACAUGAACAAACGCAAGGCUCAGGAGUCAGCUCUGCAGUCGGAGGAGAUGCGGGGUCAGUUGGAACAGGUUCAGCAGAAGCUCAAACUGGUCCGAGAGGAGGUGGUCGAAAACAGCAUCUCCAGGGAAAAGGAAUCAUUCAACGCCCAACGAGCUCAGGAGGACAUCUCCAAACUCAGGAGAAAGAUCGAGAAGGCCAAGAAACCUGCUGAGAAAAUCAGCAACGGAGACGAUAUCCUGAACGAAGAAAUUAGUGAAUACAAGGCCCGUCUGACGUGCCCGUGCUGCAACUCUCGGGUGAAGGAUGCCGUCCUCACAAAGUGCUUCCACGUCUUCUGCUUCGAGUGCGUCAAGACGCGCUACGACACCCGCCAGAGGAAAUGCCCCAAGUGCAACGCCGCCUUCGGCGCCAACGACUUCCAUCGCAUUUACAUCGGAUAAAUCCACGACCACGCUCUCUCUUUCUCUCUACGCUCAGAACGAAGAGGGGCGGUCAAACAAGACAUGGACAAAACUGCACCUGAAGCUCUCGUCUCUGGCAGGAUGCUGUCGAUGUGAAGUCACAUGAUGCGUUCAGGGAUGCUCUGACUAAAUGACUUUAAUAUUUAUAUUUUUAAACCACGACUCCUUCGAGCAUCCACAGCUUUGGUGGUGUUUAUUGGAGCAGAAAGAAUCAUUUCAUCAGGAACUGAAAGAAACUUGUGGUGCAUUUGUGUGCUUUCAUUUAAAAACAGGCUUUUCAAGG